Amblyraja radiata (thorny skate) is the source of this 3566-nucleotide messenger RNA. RefSeq names its product cadherin 13, H-cadherin (heart) (gene cdh13). Gene Ontology annotation, biological process: cell-cell junction assembly; cell migration; calcium-dependent cell-cell adhesion. Gene Ontology annotation, cellular component: adherens junction; plasma membrane; catenin complex. The record is from RefSeq and is a predicted model, not a curated record. Bases 123 to 2258 code for a protein of 711 amino acids. The transcript has 14 exons. Lineage: Eukaryota; Metazoa; Chordata; Chondrichthyes; Rajiformes; Rajidae. Gene Ontology annotation, molecular function: calcium ion binding; beta-catenin binding; cadherin binding.
UGCAGAUCUAUUUGGGAAGUUGGCUUGGUUUCAAACCAGCCUCAAGCUGAGCUCUAUAUAAAAAUAUGCACUGUGGUAUCCAGCGCAUGAAUGAAACCUGCAGGACCUUGUAGUCGGCAGACAUGGAGCACAAAACUCAACUAACGCUGGCUUUUCUUCUUGUUCAGGUGCUGCACCAAGCAUUCACAGUUAGUUCAGACUGCACACCUGGAUUCCAGCAGAAGAACUAUCGAGUCUUACAGUCCUCAGACUAUAAAAAGGACCAGUUCAUUUUGAAAGUGCUCUUUGAUGACUGCAGUGGGAAUGAAGGACUGGAGUUUUCAAUUUCAAAUCCAGACUUGCGGGUUGAAGCAGAUGGUUCUGUGUUUGCUACAAAAGAUAUGGAGCUGAUUAUACCUGGAUUCCACAUCCAAGCAGCAUCUGUUCAUAUGCAGGACUUGGCCAAAGUUCAGAUCGCAAGAGAAGACACUGGCAGUAGUUUUUUGAAGGAGGCCAUGAGGAUUGUAAACUAUUCUAUUCUGCACAGAAGUAAACGAUCUCUAAUAGCUCCUCCCAUUUCGUUCCCUGAAAAUCAAAGAGGACCGUUCCCUAAAUCUAUUGGAUGGGUAAUAACUGACAGGAAAGAGAACAUCAAUUUUCAACUCCGUGGUAAAGGUGUGGAAGAGGAACCAAAGGGCAUUUUCAAAAUCAAUGAUCAGUCUGGACAAAUCAGUGUGACCCGUACAUUGGAUCGUGAGAUGAUGGAGACGUACAUUCUGCAAGUUGAACUUACUGACCCUAGUGGAAAGCUCCUUGAAGGACCAGCCACACUGUACAUCACUAUUAUCGAUCAGAACGAUAACAAACCCCUCUUCAGGGAAGGACCAUACGUGGGCCACGUUUUGGAAGCAUCUCCCACUGGAACUACCGUGAUGCGACUGACAGCUCACGAUGCCGAUGAUACGAGUACAAACAAUGCUGUUCUCCGCUACAGUAUCAUACAACAAACACCAGAGACACCAUCUCCAAACAUGUUCUACAUAGACUCAGAGAAGGGAGAUAUCGUCACUGUGGUGCCACCAUCAAUGUUAGACCGUGAGACUUUGGAAGUCUGCAAGUACGAAUUGAUUGUAAUAGCUAAAGAUAUGGCCGGCAGUGAUGUGGGAUUGACAGGCACAGCCACAGCAACUAUCAUCAUAGAUGACAAGAAUGACCAUGCGCCUGUGUUCACCAAGUCGAUGUUUCAAGCUACAGUGAAUGAAGGAUUUACUGGCAUCAUAGUAAAUCUUACAGUGGAGGACAACGAUGACCCUGCUACUGGUGCGUGGAGAGCUGUCUACACCAUCAUCAAUGGAAAUCCUGACAGGAACUUCAAGAUUGAAACCAAUCCGAAGACUAACGAUGGGAUGCUAUUUGUCGACAAAUCUUUGGAUUAUGAAAGAUCUGCAUUUCACACGCUGCUAAUUAAAGUGGAGAACGAAGACCCAAUCAUGCCAGAGAUCAGUUAUGGUCCCAGUUCUACCACCACGGUGCAAGUUACAGUCGUUGAUGCGAAUGAGCCACCUAUUUUCAAUCCAGACCCAACGAUUGUUGUCAAACCGGAGAAUAUUCCAAUAGGCACUGUUGUUGUGACGUUGAAUGCAACUGACCAAGAUAUUCUACAGAAACAGACAAUUAGGUUUGCGCAGUUUCAGGAUCCUGCCGGGUGGCUGACCAUCAAUCCCACAAAUGGCACCGUUACCACCAGAUCUACACUGGACCGGGAAUCUCCCUUUGCGCACAACAGUCAAUACACCGCGUUAUUUCUUGCAACUGACAAUGGAGACCCCGUCGCCACUGGCACUGGUACCUUGAUUAUCACCAUGCUGGAUGUGAAUGACAACCCACCCUCUGUUUAUCCAACCAUAGCCAAGUUCUGUGAGGAUUCAAAGGAUCUCAUUGUAGCCAUUCUAGGAGCAACAGAUAAAGAUCUUGAACCAAAUGCUGAUCCAUUCAAAUUUCAAUUGGGCAAGCAAGCUGGAAUUGAAAAAACCUGGAAGGUCACUCAACUCAACAGCAGCCAUGCUCAGCUCAGCCUCCUGCAUCCGCUGAAAAGAGCGAACUACAAUUUGCCAAUUGUGGUGACGGAUAGCGGGAAGCCCCCAUUGACCAACAGCACAGAUGUUAUAGUCCAAGUCUGCUCCUGCAAGAAGAACAAAAUGGACUGCAGCACAGCCAACUCUCUCCACAUCAGCACCACACUCCUCCUGAUUUCUAUCAUCACAUUCUUCUGCCUGUAACAAGAACUGAUGUCUGAUGCUGCCCACGGAGUUGCUAUGGCAACAAGAGGGGGAAAUAAAAGCCAAAUCCGAAGAUUUUACAGGAUUUACAGUCGCUCAAGUUCUAGACCUCCUUGCUCCAAGCACGCUUUAAUUUGUACCUUCACUAGUCUAUCAAACUGUGCUACAGUCAAUGACAGCCUCUGACCUUAACUAGCUUCCACUAAUGGGUUCCGCCUAGAUAAGCAAGUGUUGCAUUGCUUUUCCUUGAAGUUAGACUGAACACCCAAUGCAGAGGACAUGACGAUACAAUACACAAUUAACCCAAUAUUCUGCUCUACAAUAUUUUAAUUGUAAUAGCAUUGAAAAGAAGGCUAUUUUGUCAAAGCAAAACAUUUUUUACAGGAGACACUAUUUGGAAGCUAAGUAAGACAUGCUGUUGGUUCUUGUAAGGCAAAUUGUUCUCUGUGUGUCAAGGAAGUUUUAAGACAAAUUGUUCUUUGUGUCAAGGAAGUUAAACAUAGAUUGUGCGUAAGUGGUAAAUAUUGCUGUACAUGCCUUUUGUUUCCUAAUUUCUUUUUUCAACCAGUAAUUUUAGGCAGAAUUAAAUUCAGUAACCUCUAUACUGCCACAUACAGGAGUGUAUCAGGUAUUACAUUAAAACUGCCCCACACUAUCAUCACUAACCGUGUUUGAACUAAAGGUUUGCAUGGCUUCAAAUUAGGGGUAGUCGAUGACGGCAGAGUAAAGGGCAAUAUGCUUUCUUCUAGAAUAAGUCAGGACUCUGGCAGUUAGCUAUCCGAUGGGUUAAGAACUGAGCAUAAGCUUGUCACAGCAGUUGGAAUGUUGCAUGCUAAUGAAUCUGCAUCAGCGUGGGGCUUGUGAUCUAUUCCCGGUGGAAGUCACAAUGCAAGAAAUCCUCGCGUUAUUAAUUAUCUUGCAGCUUUGCCAGUCUGUGUCUUACUUACAUUCGAUGUUCAACUAUGAGAGUUGUUAGUGUUUGCUCAUUUCUUUGAUCCACCAUCUUAUGGUUAUUGGCAAGAGACUGCAGAACUCCCUCAUAUCUCCGUCGCCCAUUAAUCUUAAUAGUGUGGCAGGUUUCUUGCAAUCGGUAUUUUGGAACACACGCCAGCCAUCCAGGCAAUCCCGUCAUCAGGCAUCUCCUUUCUUUGUCCUAAGUAUCUGUCUUAAUGAUAUUAAUGCCCACAUCCUGUAUCACAUGCAUUAUUCCUGUGCAUGCUGCCUAAUAAAACUCAGCCUGUGGGUCUGUAAUGCUAAACAGGUCUAUUUAAACCAUAUGUCUACAUAAUAAAUAUAUUUCAAAUGGAA